UCUUGUCUUCCAUUUUGUUGAAAUUACCUAAUCGUCACUUUAGUACGCAAAAUGAGUGCAGUGAAGGUGGUUUGGGUGCGUUUCCUCGGACAGAUCGAAGCGGCAUUACCUCGUAGACUUGUUCCGUUUUGGAAAGCGCCAGCUGGACCUCAGACUAUCUUUUUCUGGGCUCCAGCUUUCAAAUGGGGUCUUGUAUUUGCUGGAAUAGCUGAUCUUGCAAGGCCAGCUGAUAAACUCAGCCCAUCACAAUCCACUGCACUGGCAGCUACAGGAUUGAUAUGGGCACGUUACUCCAUGGUUAUCAUCCCUAAGAACUGGCUGCUGUUUAGUGUUAACAUUGGUCUUGGAAUCACAGGAAUAAAUCAGCUUUGUAGAAUAGCAUAUUACAGGUAUUCACAAGCAAAACUGAAAGAGUCAAGUGAAGAGUGAAUGAACUAGACAGUGUAGAAUAACAAUUGAAAUAAACUGAUGUUGAUAGGGCUCGAGGGCAUUGGAAGCUUACAAAUAAUCAAUAAUGUCUUAUAAUGACACUAAUACUACAGGAUUUCCUUUCAUGAUGUUUAUUUUUUUAGCCUUUCUCUGGGCUCUGACUCAAUCUAAAAUCUUUGUCACAAAUGUAACAGUGGCAACUUAUCCAUUUUUACCAAGGUUGUUACUCUUCACAAUAUGUCUAUUCAAUUUACUCUAAGUACUGGUAGUCAUUCCCGAUUAGUCAGUGAAAUUAUCUGUUUACCUUUUAGGAAUACUUUUUUGAAAUUAUCCGUACAAAUAUAGUGUCAAUUUUUAGUAUUGAAAAGUACGACCCAUGAGCCAACCUACUCUGUAAUUCUAGUCAAGAAAUGACUUCAUGUUGAUAGUUCUUAAACUUCAUUUAAAGCAAUUUUAUUUAAACAUCAUAUAUUAUUUUAUCUUCACUGAGGGUUAAAUUGAAAGAACUUAAACAAGACUCUGCAGAGGUGUACCAUGGUUGCAGUACAUGUAAAUUGUCUUUUAAUAAUAAAGGUUGUAAUUUAUCA
This is a messenger RNA of Orbicella faveolata, 1016 nucleotides long. Its product is annotated as mitochondrial pyruvate carrier 2-like. Gene Ontology annotation, cellular component: mitochondrial inner membrane. Gene Ontology annotation, biological process: pyruvate import into mitochondria. The record is from RefSeq and is a predicted model, not a curated record. Lineage: Eukaryota; Metazoa; Cnidaria; Anthozoa; Scleractinia; Merulinidae.